Molecule: messenger RNA, 2096 nt
Organism: Ostrea edulis (European flat oyster)
Lineage: Eukaryota; Metazoa; Mollusca; Bivalvia; Ostreida; Ostreidae
Exons: 2
Coding region: 211-1875 (554 amino acids)
Molecular function (GO): zinc ion binding; protein binding
Source: RefSeq, a predicted model, not a curated record
AAAGUCGAAACAUCGGGGAGGCCAUAUUGGAUUUACGAGUGUGACAAAUAUUGCAGUGCUGUAAAAUUGUUAAAGAUGGAUACGAUAAUUGUUUAAAUGAUCAAAAUAUAAUUAAUGUGCAAGAUCUGCUUUCAUAAUGUAUGGAGUUUAGAUGAAGGAGGGGUUACAGACGGUAUAUAACUGUAAACUUAUGUGACUCAGAUACCAGAAAUGUUGCAUCCCCCAUGCAGUGCCCAGGACGUCCUACUGUGUGACCUCUGUGAAACUAUCCCCCUACAGAGUCACUGUGAACUUUGUAAUGUAAGCUUAUGUAAGGCCUGUGUUGGGGAACACCUUUCUGAUUCAUCUAAAAAACACAAUGUCGUGUCCUUUUUACACAGAAAGUCUACUCCUAGCUACCCAAAGUGUCCGAAACACCCGCAUAAACAUAGCGAACUUUACUGUGAGAAAUGUGACAUUCCUGUCUGUUCUACCUGUGUCUCAAAAAAACAUAAAGGCCACAAUUUAUGUGAUUUUCUGGAAAAACUAGGCUCUAAAACGGAAAGUUUACAGAAAGAUUUAGAGGAACUAGAGACCAGAAUAUAUCCUAAAUAUGAAGAAAUGGCGUCCGAAAUCCAAAUAAAAAAAUCCAAGUUACAAACGAAUUACGGGAAACUGACAACAGCUGCCGAUCAACAAGGAGAAGUCUUACACCGGGAGAUUACCGCCAUUGUCAACCAACGAAAAUCUGACAUCCAGGAGAUGAAAAAUAAACAUGUGGCUGCUUUAGAUAAAAACAGAGAUGAAAUUACACAGAGAAUUACAGAAUUUAGAAAGAUCAUUGAGGACCUGAAGAAAAUACUGAACACCAAGGACGGCUCUCUAACGUCUACUUACAAAUCUAGGAAUGGCGAGUUCCGACAAUUACCUCCUAAAGUCCGAGUUAUAUUACCAAGUUUCUCUCCUUCCAAAAUAGAUGAAGAUCAUCUCAGUAAAAUGGUUGGUUCUAUGUCAUCAUUAACUAUUACAACAGAAAAACAAGGCUACAUAAUAAAGUCAACAGAAGCUGUAUCGUCUCCUCCAGUCAAACCACUGCUUGAUGAACCGCGAGUCACCGCCACCAUAGACAGUGGUUAUAACACACUAUACAGUGUUAACUGUCUCAGCGAAGAACAAGUCUGGACAUGUGGGAAUAACAAAAGCAUGAAUCUCCUCAACCUCCAGAGUAAACUACUGACAUCAAUACAAACCAAGUCGGGGAACUGGCCACAGGACAUAGCAGUGACACGGGAUGGAAAUCUUGUUUAUAUUGACUAUAAAAAUAAAACUGUUAACUUAGUGAAGAAGAAAAAGAUACGGACCGUGAUCACACUACAGGGUUGGGAACCUCUCAAUGUCUGCAAUACUUCCUCUGAUGAUCUCCUGGUUACCAUGAUCAGUGAAGAUAGAGAGCAAUCGAAAGUUGUGCGUUAUUCAGGAUUCACGGAGACACAAACCAUUCAGUUUGAUGAUCAGGAUCGUCCUCUCUAUUUAUCUGGUAACCUUAAAUAUAUCAGUGAGAACAGGAACCUAGAUAUCUGUGUUGCAGACUGGGCAGCUAGUGCAGUAGUGGUGGUCAAUCAGUUAGGAAAACUCCGAUUUAGAUACACUGGUCAUCCCUCUAAUACCAAGAAAUCAUUUAAUCCAAUUGGCAUCACUACAGACAGCCAGAGUCACAUCCUGACAGCAGACAAUUACAAUGACCGUAUCCACAUCCUAGAUCAGGACGGACAGUUCCUCCGAUACAUUUACAGCUGUCGUUUAUACCGUCCAUGUGGUUUAUGUGUUGACAUCAGAGACAACCUCUUUGUGGCUGAGUGGGACACUGCUAAAGUAAAGAAAAUCCAAUACAUAUAAACACAGUGUUACAUCUAAUAAUAGUUUUAAUUAGAUAUCUACACUGUUCUGUUUUCAUCACGGUAAUAAACACCAUGUUAAUUACAGUCCAGUGUUUGCAAUAUGCUAUUAACGUGUGUAUUGACAGUAAAUGUGUGUUUGGUUAUGUGUCCGAUUGAACAGUAUUUUGGGUAUUUUAUGUAUAAUGUUUCAAUAUAUCGAUAGAUAAACAUGAUUUAGAG